Arxiozyma heterogenica is the source of this 768-nucleotide messenger RNA. It is a transcript of the gene CUZ1, whose product is annotated as Cuz1p. NCBI's taxonomy places the organism in Eukaryota, Fungi, Ascomycota, Saccharomycetes, Saccharomycetales, Saccharomycetaceae. The transcript has a single exon. The coding region runs from base 1 to 768 and encodes 255 amino acids. Gene Ontology annotation, cellular component: cytoplasm. The record is from RefSeq and is a predicted model, not a curated record. Gene Ontology annotation, molecular function: zinc ion binding.
AUGAUCAAGGAAACUGGGAUGUUAGAUGUUGGGACACAUUGCUAUUAUUGCAGACAAUUAGACUUUUUGCCCUUCCAUUGUUCCCAAUGCAAUCAAGAUUUUUGUUCUUCACAUAGAUUAAGAGAAUCACAUCACUGUGAAUCCCUCCGAGUAAAUAAACUGGAUAAUUCCCAGAAGACUGUAUCUUCAAUGGUUAAUAAUCAUGGGAAGUUUUUCCAAAGUUUGCUUCCAGCCAAAGCUUCAGAAAGAAUUAGAGAAUCAACAAAAUUGUCAUCUCCCUCUUCAUCGAUACCAAAUAGCAAUACUAUCAAAUCUUCACUGAAUAAAUCAAGUUUAGAUAAAUUACUUAAAUUCUUCAAUCGCCAUAAAACAAAGACUUUUUCUUCUUCUUCCUCUUCUUCUUCUAAUAAUCUUUCUCAGAAAUUAUCUCUCCAGAACUUGUCCAAGGGAGACACAAAAAUUCCAGUGCAAAAUAGAAUCUAUAUAUAUUGUUAUGUGUUAGAUGUAGAUCGUAACGUUGAAGAACCUGAACCAAUAUAUAUUAAUAAAAUUUGGCCAGUUGGUAGAGUCAUUGACUAUUUGGCUUCCCAACUUGGUAUCAAAAAUCUUAAUUUGAAAGCUGAUCCAAAUAUGAGGUUAUUUCUUUAUAAGGCACUUAAUUCCAAUAAUAAUCAGCAAUUGGUAGAAUUGAAUCCAAACGACAGAGUCGUUGAUAAGAUUUUCACAUUAGAUACCUUAUAUUUAAUUCGCGGAGAAAUUAAAAAGUGA